AUGUCCAUGGCGAUAUACACCCGAGUAUAUUCCCCCAGCAGCGCUGGGCAACUCGUCUCCGCUAAAGGCACCGGGGGCAGUCCUCUGUCCGACGCAGACCUGCUCGAGGAGUUUCGAAAACAUGCUGAUAUAGAGAAUCGAGAGCCCACGGCUCUGGUCUCCGUCAGCGAGCGGAUAAUCGACACGAUGAAGCGUGCUCUUGACAAGUACUAUCUCGAUGGCGAGUCACCGGCCGACAUAUGGGUUGCUUUUGUCGAGUUUCCAGCAGACGACACACACGGAAGCCCUAGCAGACUCCAUCCUGCGUCCAAACUAGCAAGAGAUUGUGAGCUCUCCAAUCCACAAGCCUUGCGCCACGAGACCGUUAUCGAAUGGGCUAUACCGGAACGCAAUGAUUUGCGGCGCUAUGUCGCCAGAGCUCUUCAAAGUAAAAGUGAUGACCCAAUUGGUUUCGGCGUCUUUUUGGCAUCCUUUGCAAAGAAAUUUGGGGCCAGAGCACCGCUCAAUUGGACCGCGCACCAGCUCUUCCACGAUUGCAUACGGUGCGGAAUCCACGACAUAGACCCUGUGAGACUUUACUACGCACAUCAGAGAGGAGAACCCUCCCUUGUUCCUAUCGAAUUCUGUCUUGAAGUGGAAGAUGCCAUAGAGACAGCUCUGUAUGAAUGGUGGCUGGCGGACUUUGAUUUUGUCCAAGCUUACAGGGACUACGAAGACUGGGAAUCUGUGAUGGAAGAACUCAUCCUUGACAGACAAAUUGGCUUCUGGGAAGCAUGGCACUUUGGUGACCAUGAUGGAACAGCCAGAGCGCUUUCUGAGGAAGAGAAAUUGGUGUAUGACACAGCAUAUGAUGAUUUACUAGCUCACAAUGAGCGUAUCAGGGCAAAUAUUGAGGCAGAGGCUGUGAGAAUAGGUUUAUAA
Diaporthe citri is the source of this 921-nucleotide messenger RNA. RefSeq lists its product as uncharacterized. The record is from RefSeq and is a predicted model, not a curated record. Bases 1 to 921 code for a protein of 306 amino acids. Lineage: Eukaryota; Fungi; Ascomycota; Sordariomycetes; Diaporthales; Diaporthaceae. The transcript has 2 exons.